Molecule: messenger RNA, 474 nt
Organism: Penicillium coprophilum
Lineage: Eukaryota; Fungi; Ascomycota; Eurotiomycetes; Eurotiales; Aspergillaceae
Exons: 3
Coding region: 1-474 (157 amino acids)
Source: RefSeq, a predicted model, not a curated record
AUGGGUUACACGCAUUACUACGCUAUCGUUGGCUGGGAUACACCUGAAUGGCAGAAGGCCUGGGCCCAGAUUAUCCAAGAUGUCCCUAACAUCAUCAAAGAAGCUCGUGUCCCUCUCACGGGACCGACGGAAGAUAUGGACAAAAUUACACCGGUGAUCACGGACUCCGAGAAGGGUAUACACCUGAAUGGGAUUCGAGGAAACGCCCAUGAAGACUUCAGACUUUGCAAGCCGGGUGCAUGGACUUUCUGCAAGACUGCUCGAAAGCCGUACGAUGUGGUCGUUUCAUCCAUCCUUCUCAGGAUUUGGAUGUUAGCACCCAAGAACCUUGAGCUUGGCUCGGAUGGUGGUUAUGAAGACUGGGAUGAAGCACGUGACCUCUGUGCCACCUUGUGGCCUGAGGAGCCCACCGAAGGCCUAUGGGCGCAGCAUGACGAGGAAAAUGGCGUUGCGGCCAACAAUGGAAGCGAAUAG